AGCAAGCAAGCAAGCGCCGCCGAAACCGAGGGGCGGAAGGCGGACUGUAGCGAGAGAAAGGGGCGGACCAGAGGGGAUGGCACGCAAGCGCGAAGGAAGCUCGGAGAGCCCCACGCGGGCGCUCGCGGAGCCUCGGCGGUGGUUCUUUCAGUUCAGCUGUGAAGGGGCCUCGGGGCGGUAGGGAGUCGGCGGCGGAGUGUGCCGCCCGCUAUUGGGAGAGCGGAGCGAGGCGGGCGGACAAAUUCCGGACCAGGGUUGGUUUGAAAGGCGGAGCGGCAGCCGCUCUCGCCCUGUCCGCCCGGCCAGCCAUGGGGUAAAAGGGAGCGAGCGGACACCGAAACAAUAAAGCGGCUGGUGCUAGCGGGCUCCUCCCGCCGCUGACAGCGCCUGCCCGAGUGCGGGGGAAAGGGGCGAAGAUGCCGGGGGCCGGCAGGCGUUGACCGACCGACACACCCGCUAGCAGGAGAAGGAAGCCAAAGUGAAGCAAGGCGGUUGAGAAAGCGCGCGGUGGAUGCGUUUCGGGGUUUGGAGCGGCGGCGGCAGCAGCAGCAGCAGCAAAGGGAGAGGCGGAGGUCGGCAGGAGCGGAGAAAUGAUCGCGGAGUUGGUGAGCAGCGCCCUGGGGCUCGUCCUGUACCUCAACACCCUGGGCGCGGAUUUCUGCUACGACGACAGCCGAGCAAUCAAGACAAACCAAGAUCUUCUUCCUGAAACACCAUGGACGCAGUUAUUCUAUAAUGACUUUUGGGGCACUCUUCUGACCCACAGCGGGAGCCAUAAAUCCUACAGACCUCUCUGCACACUCUCUUUUCGCAUUAACUAUGCUAUUGGAGGAAUGGAUCCUUGGAGUUACCAUCUUGUAAAUGUCCUUCUACAUGCAGCAGUCACGGGUCUUUUCACUAAUUUUUCUCGAGUGCUGUUUGGUGAUGGACACUGGACCUUAUUAGCUGGUUUGCUGUUUGCUUCUCAUCCCAUUCACACUGAAGCAGUGGCAGGGAUUGUGGGAAGAGCUGAUAUUGGAGCUUGCCUUUUCUUUCUGCUCUCCCUAGUCUGUUAUAUUAAACACUGCUGUACAAGAAACUACUCAGAAGGAACCUGGGGCUGGAUCUUGGGUGCCGGUCUGUGUGCCACUUGCAGCAUGUUAUGGAAGGAGCAAGGAGUGACCGUGUUGGCAGUGUCAGCGGUUUAUGAUGUAUUUGUAUUUCAUAGGCUAAAAAUGCACCAAAUUGUUCCUGCUGUAUAUAAGAGGAAGAAUUGGCCUCUUCUUUUGAGCAUUGGUUUAUUGAUCUUCUGGGGAGCUUUAUUGCUGGGUCUUCGCUUCUACUGGAUGGGGAACAAACCUCCCAGCUUUUCCAACUCUGACAAUCCAGCAGCUGACUCAGAUAGUUUUUUAACAAGAGCUCUGACCUUUUUUUAUUUGCCAACCAAAAACCUUUGGCUGCUGUUGUGCCCAGACACUCUUAGCUUUGAUUGGUCCAUGGAUGCUGUGCCUCUUCUCAAAACAAUCAGUGACUGGAGGAACCUACACACAGUGGCCUUUUAUGCUGGACUCCUCCUCCUUACUUAUACCAGUUUGAGAAAUUCCAGCAUAGAAAGAGAAGGCAGUGGGAAAAGUAUAACAAAUGGCAGACUUAAUGGCAAUGGUCACAACUACCUAUCUGAACUGGAAUAUAAAGAGUUGAGGUCCAGUUUUGCGUCUAAAGAAGAAAAUGGCAUUAACAAAGGCUUACCACAAAAACCACACAUCCCCUCAACAGAGAAUAUUGUGGUUCUGUCACUGUCUUUAUUAAUUGUUCCUUUUAUUCCUGCCACAAACUUAUUUUUUUAUGUAGGCUUUGUGAUAGCAGAGCGUGUGUUGUAUAUACCUAGUAUGGGCUUCUGCCUCUUGAUCACUGUGGGCACAAGAGCCCUUUAUGUCAAAGUCCAAAAGCGCUUUCUGAAGAACUUGAUUUUUUUGGCUACUGCUGCAUUAAUUUUUUUUUUCGGACUGAAGACAUUUGUCAGGAACGGGGACUGGCAGAAUGAAGAGAUGCUGUAUAAAUCAGGGAUUAAAGUAAAUCCAGCUAAAGCAUGGGGUAACCUUGGAAAUGUUUUGAAGAGCCAGAGUAAGAUUUCAGAAGCUGAAAGCGCCUAUAGAAAUGCCUUGUAUUACCGCAGCAACAUGGCUGAUAUGCUUUAUAAUUUGGGAUUAUUAUUACAGGAGAACAACAGGUUUUCAGAAGCACUGCAUUAUUAUAAAUUGGCUAUAGGAAGCAGACCUACUUUAGCCUCUGCUUAUUUAAAUACUGGUAUCAUCUUAAUGAAUCAAGGCAAAGCUGAGGAAGCCAAGAAGACAUUUUUGAAGUGUUCAGAGAUUCCUGAUGAAAACUUAAAAGAUCCUCAUGCUCAUAAGAGUUCUGUUACCAGCUGCCUUUAUAACCUGGGGAAACUUUACCAUGAACAAGGACAGUAUGAGGAUGCCCUUAUAGUUUACAAAGAGGCGAUACAGAAAAUGCCAAGACAGUUUGCACCACAGAGUUUAUAUAAUAUGAUGGGAGAAGCCUACAUGAGACUUAGCAGAUUCUCCGAAGCAGAACAUUGGUAUGUGGAAUCACUGCAUUCUAAAACUGAUCACAUUCCAGCUCAUCUCACCUAUGGGAAACUUCUUGCUUUAACGGGUCGCAAGAGAGAGGCAGAAAAAUAUUUCUUAAAGGCAAUUCAGUUGGAUCCUAUGAAGGGAAACUGUUAUAUGCAUUAUGGCCAGUUUCUAUUAGAAGACUCUCGGUUGAUGGAAGCAGCAGAGAUGGCCAAGAAAGCAGCUGAGUUGGAUAAUACAGAGUUUGAUGUUGUGUUCAAUGCGGCUCAUAUGCUUAGACAAGCUAGUCUCAAUGAAGCAGCUGAAAAAUAUUACAAAAUGGCAGCUGAGCUAAGACCUAAUUACCCAGCUGCCUUAAUGAAUUUGGGAGCUAUUCUUCAUCUCAAUGGCAAACUUUUGGAGGCUGAAUCAAACUAUCUUCAUGCCCUUCAGUUUAAACCGGAUGAUGUCAUCACACAAUCAAAUCUUCGCAAACUCUGGAAUAUUAUGGAAAAACAAGGCUUAAGAACAACCAAAACAUAAUGCAGGGUUUUUAAAAAGUGUUGUCAUUUUUUUUGUUUGCAAAGAGUUUUAAAAAAUAAAAUAAAAUCCAAAAUAAC
Messenger RNA from Pantherophis guttatus, 3172 nucleotides. RefSeq names its product transmembrane O-mannosyltransferase targeting cadherins 2 (gene TMTC2). Gene Ontology annotation, molecular function: mannosyltransferase activity; protein binding. The record is from RefSeq and is a predicted model, not a curated record. Gene Ontology annotation, cellular component: endoplasmic reticulum membrane. Gene Ontology annotation, biological process: protein O-linked glycosylation via mannose. Lineage: Eukaryota; Metazoa; Chordata; Lepidosauria; Squamata; Colubridae.